Molecule: messenger RNA, 1224 nt
Organism: Daktulosphaira vitifoliae (grape phylloxera)
Lineage: Eukaryota; Metazoa; Arthropoda; Insecta; Hemiptera; Phylloxeridae
Exons: 6
Coding region: 121-1137 (338 amino acids)
Source: RefSeq, a predicted model, not a curated record
AAUGAUAACAGCAUUUAUACUUUAAAUCAAAUUUUAGGUGAAAUCUCGGGGCUCUAUUUUAUUAUUUAAAGAAUUAUAAAUUUUAAUUAUUAUAAUCUGAGCACAAUUAACGUCUCGAACAUGAAUAAUAGUAAUAACUCUUCCACCAGUCUAAUGACUGUGGAUAAGCCGGAACAAAACGAAACUGAAUUUAAGUGUACAAAUGGUGUGGAAAAUUUAUCAAAUGUUCGAAAUUUAAAAGAUUUAUUGAAGGUUUCAACACAAAUGACAAGUGCUAAAAACGAAGAAUGUGCUUUAAAUUCGAAUAGAGAAUUUCUUGAAGAGAAAAAAAAAUUUCUUGAAAAUGUUCUGUCUACAAUGUCUGUAAAUGUGCACGAAGAAAUGAAUAAUUCAAUAAAUAUAUUGUUAGAUGUUAAUAAGAGUGUAGAAGAAUAUGAAUAUGCAUUUGAUGUCAUUGAAGAGUUUAUUGAAAAUAUUGAUUAUGCCAAUGAUUUUCAAAAACUUGGAGGAUUUCAAGUUUUUAUUCCUGGUUUAAAAUCUUUACAUUCAACAGUAAGGUGUAAAACAGCUGAAUUAAUUGCAACUCUUGUACAAAAUAAUCCUUAUUGUCAAGAUAAAUUUAUGGAAGAAUCUAGUUAUAUUCAACUAUUAAUAAGUAUAGUACAAACAGAUUCAACUGAUGAAGUACGUGUUAAAGCGUUACAUGCACUGUCAGGCCUUGUUCGACAAAAUGUAAAUGCAUUUUGGAAGUUUAUUGGUUAUGGAGGCAACAAUUUAAUUUUGGAAGCUUUGAAGUCUUCAUGCAAUAAAUUGAAAAUUAAAGCUGUAUUUUUAGUGUAUUCAACCUGUCAUAUGGGGAAUGAUAUUGCAGAAAUGUUCGUUGAUAAUGGUGUUGUUGAAAUCUUGUGUCAACUAAUUGUGAACAUAGAAAAUUUGGACGAACACCAUCAUGAUUUGUUUUUAUCUUCUUUAAACCAAUUACUUCGUAUGUCACCUGUUAAAGUGAAGGAGAUAUGUGGAAAAGUUGAAAAUUUAAAUCAAUCAUUGUGCAAACUUCGGGAUUCUUAUCCUGAUGAUCCAGCACAUCAGGAGGAUAAAGAUCAAAUUCUGUGGCUAUUGGAAACUCUUACUCUAUGAAUAAGAAUAUUGUUUAAAAAUUCACUCAUUUGUAAUUAUUUAAUAAAAAAUAAAAUAAUUAAUAAUUAAAAUUGACAUUUACAUUUA